CCGAGCCUGGGCGAGGGCGGGGCCGGCGAGAGGAGGCGGAGUCCACCGGAGCCCACGCUAUAAAGGCCGCGGGGCGACCUGCGCAGACCUUGCCGCGCUGGAUGAGGGCUUCUGAGCGUGAUUAGAUUCUGUAGACAGUCAUAAUGAGAAGCAAAGGAAGUUUCGUUCUCAGGCUCCUGCUCGUCCUGUGUGUCCUCUACCAUUCAGGUGAUAGCCUGCAGUGCUACAGCUGCCUUAACCCAGAAGGUAAAUGCACCACCAUCACCAACUGUACACAGAAUUUUGAUGCGUGUCUCUACGUCAAAGCCGACACACGAAUAUAUUACCAGUGUUGGAAUUUUGCUAAGUGCAGUUAUGACGACCUUGCAAAAAAUUUUGGAGGGAAGAAACUAGACUACAGCUGCUGCCAGAAGAACCUGUGUAACAGAAGUGGUGCGAUGAGUAUAUCAGGGAAAACGUUUCUGCUGAUGACUCCGGUGCUCGCAGCACUCUGGAACAUUUUCCUGUAAAUCGAUACCAGGAGAGCAUCUCCUAAACUCCCUGUAUCUGUGUAUUCCUUAUUUCCUUUGCUGCUGCGUUCCAAAAGCUUUAUAGUUUCCUGCUGGGAAAGAAAAAACUAGCUUGAGCAACUUGGGUAAGAGAGAGAGACUCAGAAACUCUGAAGACCAGUCCUGUUUGCAGAGCAGGCACAUUUGAGGGAAGAAGUUUAAGAGUGAAGCACUUGCGAUUUGAGAUAAGUUACAUGCUUCUUUCCACUGCUGUUUGCAGUGACAGCUUGACUAGAUUCUCUGCAGUCCUCAGUUAUUUCCCAUCUUAUUCCUUGCAUGUGGUUAAAUAGUAUGAUCACUGCUACUUGGGGGGGGGUAGGGGGCUCUUCUCAACAAUCUCUCUCAAAGCGAAUGCUUUCAUGCAUUUUGGGACCUCCAGAGGUCAUCAUGAACAGCAGCAGAUCUGCAGGAAUGUUGAUAUCAAAUCUGUUGACUCCUAGUUGAUAUGGCACAGAUUGUAUAAAAUAACAUUUGUAAGGGCUAUUAGCAUAAUCACAAAUGUUGAGGCUUUCAGAAGCUCUACCAGUUUCCUAGAAAGUGAUACACUUUUUCAGGAGGGCAAAGUUUUGCCUUUUUCUUGUGGGUGCUGGUGAAUUAUUCUCAAGGUCCAGUAGACUUAACGACAUUAGUAUUCUUAUAAUCUUGGUUGUGUUUAACCGUAUAGCUUGACUUUUGCAGAUGAAAGUGGGAUUUUCUGAUUACCAUUUUUUUAAAAAAAACUGCUUGAUUAUGUAAUCUGUUAGACAAACUAAUGAAUGAUGCCUUUCUGAAAAUAAAAUCUAAUCAAAUGCU
Messenger RNA from Hipposideros armiger (great roundleaf bat), 1340 nucleotides. It is a transcript of the gene CD59, whose product is annotated as CD59 molecule (CD59 blood group). The record is from RefSeq and is a predicted model, not a curated record. NCBI's taxonomy places the organism in Eukaryota, Metazoa, Chordata, Mammalia, Chiroptera, Hipposideridae. The transcript has 4 exons. Gene Ontology annotation, cellular component: plasma membrane. Gene Ontology annotation, biological process: negative regulation of activation of membrane attack complex. Bases 144 to 509 code for a protein of 121 amino acids. Gene Ontology annotation, molecular function: complement binding.